UUACCUUGUUAUAAAAACAAAAACCAAAGACUAAGGAUAUGAAUAAAUAGCAUUGAUUGCAUCUUUUGAGGUAAAUGUAAUAUUUGCAGGAGAAUUCAUAUACAUAUUUUAUAUUUGCAUCGUGUUUCUUUUUGUAAAUGGCUGACGAAUUGUUAAAAGCUGGUUUAUAUAUCGACGAUAUAUAUUUACUAAGAAUCGUCGAUCCGAAAAUUGCAAUUGAAAGAAAUGAACUUAGAGAUAAAUGCAACGAAUAUGUUGAAAAACUGCAGAGUUUUAAGAUUCUAGCCACGGAUUUUGUGAAAACAGCCUCAAAUUAUUCAUUGGAUGUUGAAAAAGAAAAAAUCCGGGCAAUUAGCGCUCAAAAUUUGUUAAAAACAAUUUUCAAGCAACGACAAAUUCAACAACAAAGUUUUCAAUCGAAAAUACAAGAGCGUACGUUAGAUCUUGAUCGCCUGAAAGUUGAAUACCAAUAUUUACAACGCAUUGAGUCGGAACAGCUGGAAAUAAUAAACAACUAUUUGCAAACACAAUAAAAUUUGACUAAAUCCGUAAUAUAUAAAGAAAUAAGAUAUUUAUUCAUGUAUUAUACGUGUAAAUUGCAAAAGUACAUACUAGCAUUCAUUGAUUUUUUUAUUUUAAAGAUAAAAUUAAAGAAUACUCAUUUUUAUAUAAAAAAUUUAACAAUUAAAUUGGCAUUUUAGAUACACAAUUCUCGUAAAGUUAAAAAAAACAAACAACUUCUUCACCAAAAAAUAAGUUUUUUAAGAAAAUAUAGGACUUAGGUGUAUUGGCAUAAAUGUUUUUGUGCGCAAAAUUAAAAACUUUGGACAAAUCGAUAAAAGGUGAUAUCAAUACUACAAUAAUUAUGUACAUAAAUAAAUAAUUGGCUUCGAAUUUCCGACUUUAUUACGAAGUUAUAAUUAUCGUUAUUGAUAUACGUGUGACAAUUAAAUUUUUAUUUGUCGAGAAAAUAUAGUUUUUGGAAAGGACGUUGAUGUUUGGGAAAUAUGUUGAGUUUUGAGGUGAACAAUUUUGAGAAACACUUAAAUUUUUCAUUUACUUUUCUGCAGUAUUCAAUUCUCGUUUUUAAUUAGAAUUCUUUUAAAUUGUAUAAAAAUUAAAUCAUAUAUACCUAUAUAACUAAUAAAAAACAAGUUGUUAAUAUACUUUGCAUAUUGAGAAAUAGUGUAAUUUUUUACGUUUAAAACAAAGUUACAAUUCAUACCCUAUAAUUUAUAUUAUAUGGUACAUACUAGUACAUUUAAAAUGACUUUUAUGAAGAAGAUCGUUGUUUGAAACUUUUUAAUUUUUUUUUGUAUAAGCAAUUUUUAAAAAUCUAAUUUUAACCACAGAAAUUUUUCCAGUAUGCUUUUUUAUACCUGAUUCCUGUACCAACUUAAACCUUUUUUUAUUUUAAAUUGAACUUAUUAUUAAUACAUGCCAUGCCAUAAGAGAAUUUGUGUGAUUUUUUAUGUUGAAAUCAAAUAAAAUUGCAAUACAUAUUUUAUAAUUUGUAUUAUAUUUAGGAUGUUUAUUUUAAAAUUAUGUAUGUUUUCGUUCGUUUUGCUUUAGCAGUUAUUAAUUAAGGAUAAACUAUGAUUUGAAGUUUGAUUAAGAAAAAAUAAUAAAACAAAAAUGAAAAGAAACUUAUAGAAUAUAAUUUAUGUGAUCUUAUGGAGAAAAAUUAAAAUACAACGAAAAUAUUAUAUACAUAUGUACGUACCUACAUGUUUGUAUCUACAUGCAUAUAUCUACGUUUUACAAAAACGACAUAUAUAUAUAU
Condylostylus longicornis is the source of this 1783-nucleotide messenger RNA. RefSeq names its product intraflagellar transport protein 20 homolog (gene IFT20). The record is from RefSeq and is a predicted model, not a curated record. The transcript is spliced from 2 exons. Bases 138 to 533 code for a protein of 131 amino acids. Gene Ontology annotation, cellular component: cilium; Golgi apparatus; centrosome. Gene Ontology annotation, biological process: intraciliary transport; protein localization to cilium; centrosome localization. Lineage: Eukaryota; Metazoa; Arthropoda; Insecta; Diptera; Dolichopodidae.